Messenger RNA from Coprinopsis cinerea okayama7#130, 1485 nucleotides. RefSeq names its product hnRNP A1-gamma isoform. The transcript has 6 exons. The coding region runs from base 1 to 1485 and encodes 494 amino acids. Gene Ontology annotation, molecular function: RNA binding. The record is from RefSeq and is a predicted model, not a curated record. Lineage: Eukaryota; Fungi; Basidiomycota; Agaricomycetes; Agaricales; Psathyrellaceae.
AUGUCAAAACCCUCCCUCGACUCUGACUUGUAUGGUGACAUCUAUGGCGACGAGCUCCAAGACUUUCUAGACGACGACGGCACUGCCAACGACGCUACUGAACAAACUUCCACAGAACCCCAGGACGCUUCAGACGAUGCUAACCGCUCAGCCUCGCCCCAGCAAGCAAUGGACACGUCAAGCUCAGACAACACCCAGCCAGGCCAGCUCUCUUACUCGGCACAAAUCGCUCAGCAGUUUUCUGCCUACAAGCAGACGCCCAGCCAGGAGCGCCAGCAGCGCGCCGCCCAGCGCCCCAUCCCCCGCGUGGAUUCAUCCACACCCGCUGCCUCGUCCUCAGACAGCAUAUUCGGCAAAAAGCCGUCAGAAAUGCACGAUGCUGGAGACUACUUUGAACAAUUUGGCAAGGUUGACGCAUGUACCAUCAUGCGCGAUCCAAAUACAGGCACCUCCCGUGGCUUCGCAUUCCUUACUUUCGAGGACCCAAACUGCGUAGACCUCGUCCUCAAGCAAAGUCACUCUCUCGAUGGCAAAGCAAUUGACCCUAAACGCGCUAUUCCACGCGAAGAACACCUCCGAAACACUCGCUUCUUCGUCGGCGGCCUCGCACACUCCACGACCUCUGAAUCAAUGAAAGCCUUCUUCUCCUCCUACGGCAAGGUCGUAGACGCAACCGUCAUGAUGGACAAGGAAACAGGCCGUUCCAAAGGUUUCGGAUUCGUCACUUUCGAAGACGUCGGGACCUCGUUGAACCAUAUCGUUGGGAAGAUUGGGUUGGUGUUGGACGAUAAGGAGAUCGAAAUUCGCCUCGCACAAGCCAGAAACCAACGGGACCAGACCCGCAACCUCGUGAAUAAGAUAACAUCCGACAGAGGCUCCACACCCGACCGCUCCUCUACCACGCCUUCACCUGCACUUUCCCUCCCAGCCCUCAACCUGGCUCAAAUGGGUCCAAUGGCGGCCAUGCUUUUCAACCGCUCAAUGGGUAACUUGGGCGCAAUGAACAUGGCAAAUAUGAACAACAACCCCAUGUCCAUCCCCAACACGCCCAUGAACAACAUGGGUAUGCCGAUGAAUAUGUCGAUGAACAACAUGAACCCCGCAGCAGGAGGCGCAAUGCCCCUCAACGUGAUGGCGGCGAUGAACCCAAUGAUGCUCGCCAGCCUCAACAUGGCCAACCUCGCGUCCGGAAAUGCCAGUGGCGGAAAUUCAAACUCUGCCGGCGCACCCAUCCAGAACCCACUAAACGCUAUGGCGGGGAUGAAUAUGAUGCUGAUGAACGGUCUCAACCCCACCAUGCGCAUGGGUAUGGGCGGUAUGAUACCCGGUAUGGCUGGCGCUGCAGGGAUGCAACAGGGCAUGGCCGGGAUGAUGAACAACAGCGGUCGCGGAAAGCCUGGCGGGAUGCAACCCAAUGGACUCGGCCCCGCGCGUACUCACGGUGCGAUGAGGAAGCAGCAAGGUUUCCAUCCCUAUUCGCGCUGA